AUGUCUCGUCCAGAACAGCUGGCUCCGCCUGAGUUUUUUUACAACGACACAGAAUCGUUCAAGUAUACCUCGUCUUCGAGAGUUCAGCAUAUUCAGGCCAAGAUGACGCUGCGAGCGCUGGAAAUCCUGAACUUGGAAGCUGGUAAGAGGCACUUUGUGCUCGAUGUUGGGUGUGGCUCUGGUCUUUCGGGUGAGAUUCUUUCGCAAGAAGGCCAUGAGUGGAUUGGUAUGGAUAUCUCGCCUUCGAUGUUGGCCAUCGGACUCGACCGUGAAGCAGAUGGAGAUCUGUUUUUGAGUGAUAUGGGAGAUGGGAUACCGUUCAGAGCUGGUGUGUUUGAUGCUGCUAUAUCUAUUAGUGCAAUCCAGUGGUUGUGUAACGCAGAUCGGGCAGAUGUUGAGCCCAAGCUGAGAUUGAAAAGAUUUUUUGACACGCUUUAUUCGAGUUUGAAGAAAGGAGGCAAGUGUGUGUUCCAAUUCUACCCCUCCAACGAAAAUCAGAUUGAGCAAAUCACAUCCAGUGCCAAGCUGGCUGGUUUCCAGUGUGGUUUGGUGGUUGAUGACCCAGAGUCGAAGAAGAACAAGAAGCAUUACUUGGUGCUACAGAACGGAACUGGAAGAGCGCUCAACCUGGCUAACAUGGAACUGGAGAACACGAGAACUGUGAAAGCAAAGAAGCGUCAAGAAAGCACCAAGGACUACAUAAUGAGAAAGAAGGAGUUGAUGAGAAAGCGUGGCAGGGUCGUGGCGAAGGACUCCAAAUACACUGCCAGGAAGAGACGGAUCAAGUUUUGA
Molecule: messenger RNA, 792 nt
Organism: Kuraishia capsulata CBS 1993
Lineage: Eukaryota; Fungi; Ascomycota; Pichiomycetes; Pichiales; Pichiaceae
Exons: 1
Coding region: 1-792 (263 amino acids)
Biological process (GO): rRNA (guanine-N7)-methylation
Cellular component (GO): nucleolus
Molecular function (GO): rRNA (guanine) methyltransferase activity
Source: RefSeq, a predicted model, not a curated record